Molecule: messenger RNA, 2440 nt
Organism: Uloborus diversus
Lineage: Eukaryota; Metazoa; Arthropoda; Arachnida; Araneae; Uloboridae
Exons: 17
Coding region: 1-1866 (621 amino acids)
Biological process (GO): replication-born double-strand break repair via sister chromatid exchange; synaptonemal complex assembly; mitotic sister chromatid cohesion
Cellular component (GO): synaptonemal complex; cohesin complex
Molecular function (GO): chromatin binding; protein binding
Source: RefSeq, a predicted model, not a curated record
AUGCAUGUUUUUGAUAGGCUAGCUGCAACAUCUCCUAGAAGGUUAAGCAGGAGAGAACUGAGCACAGUGAACAUCCCCAGAUCAAGCAAUGACAUUAUUGGUGUAAUAACUACUGUCUCUGGUCAAAGAAGGGAACGAUUUUCUCUAUAUCUCUCAUCCCAGUUAAUGUAUGGACUUGCUUAUGUCAACCGCGUUCAAAGCAACAUUGUGUUUGAGGAAGUGAAGCUUCUCGCUCAUAGAUUAGGCACUUUUAGAACAUCUUUUUCUGAAGUUAAUAUUAAUAUACCAGUCAGUGGAGGAAAAUUUACAAUAGAAGAGCCAAGAUAUGAAUUCUACCCAACUUUUGGUGAUCUAUCUACAUCAAGUACACCUGAUUUUAGCUAUGAAAAUUUCUUUGUGCCAACACCCAGAAGCUCAAUAGAAUCACCUCCUCAUCCUUCAUUGUCUCUCUCAGCUGAAGAACUAGAUCGUCAUGUUGUUCCUGCUGAACAGAUAACUCUUCGGGAAGAGGGUGAAUUACUUCGGGAUGAAGAAAUGACAUGGAAUCAUGUCGCAGAUGAUGUUGCUGAGCGUCCAUUAUCACAAGGCCCUUCGUUUGCUGAGGAGGAGCCAAUUGAUACGGAACAUCUUGACAUUCCUUUACCUGACUUUCAAGCUGAUGUAUCUGCACCAAGGGAAGAGCAGCCAGAAGACGGUGAAGGUUUACCAGGGAUUGCUCCUGUCCCUGAACCACAAAUCGAGCCACCUGAGCCAGGUGGUGAUGUGGAUGUUUUACCACCUACCGUUUCACCUCCUCCGGCACCACAGCAACCUAGAAGAGCGUCUGUCUCAGCUGUUGACAUUGCACUUGAUGGUCAGAGUCCUCCAGGAAUAAGAAGAGAUCCAAGUGAAAGCAGUAGUGACUUUGUGCUGCAAGAUAUUAUUGGCCCAGUACCUAGAACUCGUAGAAGAAGGCGAAGAUAUUUAAUUGUUGAUACUGUAACACAAAUACCUACAAGUACUAUGAGAUCAAACUUUGAUGCUCCUUCAAUUGGCACUCUUGAUCUAGUGAAUCCUCGAGCAACAACAGCUGCUGUUUUGCUGACUCAAUUUGGAUCACGUGCUGCUUUGAAUGGUACUUCUAGGUUUUGGCGGCAACCUAGGACCUUAAGUGAACCAAAUGAUCCUAGUCCAUAUGGUGCAUUUAUGAUGGAUCAACAAGAUUCUGCUCUAGAUCAAGUUCCUCUUCAAGAAAGGUCUGAUUCUGCAAUAGAAGCAGAAAGAGCAGAAGCUUCUAGUGACAUGCGAGAGCAUGCUGUUUCUGGGACGUCAGGCCUCUCAAAAUCUUUAAUUGCUGAAGUAACAGGUGCAGAGUCUACAUUAGCGAGAGAUGCAACAUCCGCAUUAACCAUGAUGGAAGAACCUUCAGCUGGCAUUGAAUUGGAGGAAGUACCCUUAAUGGAGUUCGAAGAUGCAGAAAUGGCUGCUGAGAGAACAGCAGCAGAAAUUGCUGUUGAGCCUGCUGCUCUUGAAUCUGUAAUUGAGGACCUCCCUCGUGAAGAAAUUCCCUCAUGGGUGGGUCGAGCUGGAGAUAUCUGCAUUGUUUCUCCAGAGAAAACACCACCUCCACCUUCUCCUGAGGAGCCUGCUAGCCCUUUAGUGGAACGCACAAUGCAACUAAUUAAAGAAUGUUUAGAUGAAAAUUUUCCUCGUAAUCGAGCAAGUUUUCGGGAGUUGAUAGAAAAAACAACCAAAAAGAGGAAAUAUGUUGCAAAACUUUUCUACAUGCUGCUAGAACUCCAUGCUGGUGAAAUAAUCAAGAUUGUACAGAGUGAACCAUAUGAUGACAUUAUUAUAUUUCCUGGACAAAAUUUCCAUACUUUUUGAAAGGAUAUAAGUAUUGAUAUCAUGAAUGAGUUUGAAAUGAGCUCAGCUGUUUAUUAUUAUUAUUAUUAUUUGUGCAAUUGUAUAAUUGUUUUUUAACAAUGGAGUUUUCUUGCUUAUUGUUUUAUAAGCAAUUAUUUUGCAAUAUUUUAAGUGACUUGAUUUUCCAUGCAUGUUUAUUUUUUCUGUUGUUUUAUAAAAAUCUUUACAUUUUUGUUCAAAAACAUUUGCUUUUCUUUAUCUAACAAUUUUUUGAUGGACAUUUAUUUUUUUAUAUCAUUAUUCAAAAUGUUUCAAAUUCUUACUUUUUCAACUCUUGGGCUGAAUUUCUUAAUUUUUUAGUUUAAAGUAUUUUAUUAUCAUAUUCAUAUAGUUGCAUGUUUUAUUUAUUUAUUUAUUUACCUAUUGUGAGAUUUUAAUAUUUUGUAUUUUUAUACUACAUUUGAACAAAGUGCCAUAUUUUGCAUUGCCAAAAUUUUUAUUUUUCUUGAAUCUAGUCUUAAACUUUUUUCACUGAUUUUUUUUUUUAAGUUGCAUUCAGUGAUGCAUAAUUUUGUAUUGAAUAUUUAUAUUUUUU